Molecule: messenger RNA, 3134 nt
Organism: Exophiala xenobiotica
Lineage: Eukaryota; Fungi; Ascomycota; Eurotiomycetes; Chaetothyriales; Herpotrichiellaceae
Exons: 4
Coding region: 458-2932 (824 amino acids)
Molecular function (GO): polygalacturonase activity
Source: RefSeq, a predicted model, not a curated record
UGAUCAUCGACUAUGGUGUCGGAACUGUGUCUGCGGAUCAGCCUUAUUUCCUUUCCCUUGGCACCCCUUGCCUUCACCACCCCUGAGGUACUGACCUGUCGUCCCUUCUCUCUAUCCUCAGCGCUCCACUGCCACAGGCAAACACGCCGAUGGCGGUAAGAAAGAGUAGAUCAAGCCUCAUUGUCGCGAGUGGCUGGGUUUGAUUUUGGCCGAUUUUGCUGGUAAAAUGUGCACUGCAACCCACGAAAUAAACCUGGCCUCCUAGAUUUCUACUCGGCGGAAUUUAUGUCUCGAAGCACAUUCCUGCCAAGUCACAUUCCACAAUAUGGAUUCGCGUCACAGACCAAGGUAAUCUCGACUCGCGUAUGAUGGCUUCCUCGACGAUAUCCUCGAGAGAUAUAGCAUACGUACUUCUUGAGCUGGAGCACGCGUUCCCUCUCCAGAAGUGUACAGCAAGAUGUGGCCCUCUUACACCGCCGCCUGGCUCUAUGCGGCCCUGCUUGUGGGCUUUGCGAACGCCCAAUCGACGUACUGGCUUGCAAAUAAGCCGAAUGUUGGCAAAGUCGCGUUUCAAGACCCCAGCUAUCCAGUCUUUCGCAAUGUAAAAGACUACGGGGCGCGUGGCGACGGCAUCCAAGACGACUCAGACGCUAUCAAUAAUGCAAUCGCGGCGCCUGGGAGUCUCAGUACUAUAACCUCUCGGCUUGGAGGUCGCUGCGGUGGAGGCAACUCGACGUAUGGAUCCUUUUGCCAGUCAUCCACGAUAACACCAGCUUUGGUUUAUUUCCCUCCUGGUACAUACCUCGUUUCCAAGCCACUCAUCAUGUUCUACAUGACACAGAUGGUCGGAGAUGCCGUCACUCCGCCCACAAUCAAGGUCGCCGCCAACUACACCAAUCUGAUUGGUUUAGCUGUGAUGGACGCAGACAUAUAUAUUCCAAGUGGUAGUGGAGGAGAGUGGUACGCCAAUCAAAACAACUUCUACCGACAGAUCCGAAAUUUCAUCAUCGAUAUGACGAUUGCUCCAUUGAAGACAGCGGGAAUCCACUGGCAAGUCGCUCAAGCAACUAGUCUGCAGAACAUCGUGAUCAAUAUGGCUCCAAAAGACGUCGUCAAUAACGCGCAACAAGGCAUAUAUAUGGAGAACGGCUCUGGGGGCUUCUUCUCUGACGUUUCUGUCACUGGCGGUUCCAUAGGAAUGUAUCUUGGGAACCAGCAGUUUACGACCCGAAAACUCUCAUUUGACGGCUGUGCUACAGCGAUCAAGAUGAACUUCGAUUGGCUAUGGGUGUUCACGCAGGUCACCAUCACCAAUUCUGACGUUGGUAUCGACAUGACCAAUGGUGGCUUCUCAAACCAGGCCACCGGUUCGCUUGUGUUGCUUGACAGUGUCAUAUCUGCCACCCAAGGCGUGUUAACCCCUUACGCUCCGGGCUACAGCUCGCCUCAGGCUGCUGGUACUUUGGUAAUUGAGAGAGUCGACUUCACCGGGAGUGCAGCCGCCAUCUCCGCUGCAGGUGGUACUCAAGCUAGAACUGUGCUUGCUGGUGGUCAAUUCGUCGACCUGUUUGCUCAAGGAAAUGCUUGGACUACCGCUGGACAGGCUCUUGACGGACAGAAUUUCAAUGGUACUACUUGUACUUACGCAAACUCGAGUCAAACCGCCUAUUCUGCUCAGGAGACUACCAUUCAGAGAAAACUAGCACCAGUUCCGCGCCCAUCCAAUUUGGUUGACAGCAAUGGUCAGUAUGUCUACCGCGUCAAGCCGCAAUAUGAGAAUCUUCAAUGGAGCUCCUUUAUGAGCGCAAAAGCCAACGGUCUUGCCGGUGAUGGCACUACAGAUGAUACCGUGGCUAUGCAAAACCUGUUCAACAUUGCUGCAAACACGGGGAAAGUGGUGUAUUUUGACAGAGGUGCAUAUAUCAUCACAAGCACAAUCUUCGUACCGCCAACCCUGAAAAUCACGGGAGAAAUGCUGUCCGUCAUCAUGGCCACGGGAUCCUUCUUCGGCGAUCAACUCAAUCCACAGCCAGUAUGGCAGAUUGGCAAUCCAGGCGACAUAGGCACGGUCGAAAUUUCCGAUCUCAUGUUUGAGACCAGGGGACCCUGUCCUGGCGCCAUUAUUAUACAGUGGAACAUCAAAGCUCAAGGUCCAGCACUGGCCGGCAUGUGGGAUGCACACUGGCGUAUCGGUGGUUCUGCUGGAACAGACUUACAACAGGACAAAUGCAUCAAGACGCCGGGCACGCCGAUAGCAUCAGGAAAUCCGGUCCUCUCCGACUGCAUCGGCGCCUUCUUGCUUCUCCACGUCACGCCUGAAGCGGAUGGCUAUUUUGAGAAUACAUGGGGCUGGGUGGCCGACCAUGAACUCGACAUGACCACGCGCGAUCAAAUCUACAUUUUCAACAAAGCAGGCCUCCUAUUCGAAUCCGCCGAGGGUCCCGUCUGGCUCUACGGCACUGCGGCCGAACAUUCAGUCAUGUACGACUACCAAUUCGCCAACACGAAGAACGUGUUCAUGGGCCACAUCCAGCAUGAAACGGCGUAUUUCCAGGGCAACCCAGACGCCCUGCAUUCGCCCUUCACGCCGCAGAGCACCUGGAACGACCCGACAUACGCGGACUGCACGGCGACGAACUGUGCCAGGACUUGGGGUUUAAGAUUGCUCAAUUCUUCCAGUAUCUUCAUGUACGGCGGCGGCCUGUAUAAUUUCUUCGAGAACUGGAACACGCAAGCGUGCUUGGGCACGGAGAGUUGUCAAGAGCGCAUGGUCGACAUCCAGAAUUGCACCGACGUUUACCUCUGGGCGCUCAGCACCAAGGGGAGUCAAUUCAUGAUCAGCUAUGAGGGGACAGACGUCGUGCCGUACAGCGUGAACCGGGCAAACUUUUGUGAGACGAUUGUCUUGUUUGAGUUGGCCGAGUCGCAGUAAGCAGCACCCAGAAGAGGGUUCUGUCUGGUGGUGGAGAUUGAUGCUGGUGGCUGGCUUCUGAGAGAGUGUGAGGCGAAAGAGGGGGUUUUGGGUCGAUGCAGACGGGAGGAUGUGAGGACUGAUAUAAGUGGUAGCCUGGUUGAUCUAUCAAUUGCACAAUCUGUUAGAAUGACCUGGAGAAUGAAUGAUAUGAGUGAAAGGC